AUGGACACAUCCAGAGAGGCCAGAACGGCCCCGUCAUACAAUAUUCCGUCUCGACAGCUGGUCAGCGUGGAGCACCCUGCCAUCAUUCGCAACAUCGAAAAAGCUAUAGAUACAUUGCAAGGAAAUGCAGCAAUCGGCAAAUUGAUGAACCCAGUUCGAGCUGAUGCUCCUGCGCGUCUGCUAUUGCGACCGGAAGAUGCCAUGGCCCGACCUCUGAUAUCUACAGUCAGCCAAACCAAUAACAUCUUGCUCCAAGUGACAGUACCCAAACAGACUGGUCGGAAGCGCAAGAGAGGAUCUAACGAUCCCUUCACUGCUGCCCCGGAAGGGGAGCCUAGCGCUCGGCGUACAUCCAAAGAUUUAAUGCGUUGCCUUCGUGAUAACGCCUCCCGAUACACGAUCCAACCUGUCGGGAAAGUUGAGCGCACUCAUGUUUUUAGAGGAAUGCCGGACUUUGUCUACUCGACUACCAAUAGUGUAUUCACCCAAAAGUUCCGAGAUCAUAUUGUCCCAUACGAGUUGGAAAAGCUGAAGAGAUUUGAUAUCGACAUGGCGAAAGGUGCUACUACAUAUGCAGAUAUCAUUCCGCCUCCAUCGCUCAGUAACGAACAAGUUCCGUUCAUCUACAUGUACCGCCAAAAUCCGGGCGUUAAACAAACUCUGGAUGAAUCUGGGCGAAUUGUCACGGAGAACAUCCAAAAACCGACCAUUAUCCGAACUCAUCUUAUAGCACACGAUGUCGCUGAAGUCCCCAGCAAGCCUCAAGAAGGUCUUCAACCAAUCCACACCCUUGAAGUCACCCUUCGCAGAGUCAUCGAAUUUAUCACCGAAAUCUUCGAAAAGCGUCCUAUCUGGACACGCCGCGCUCUUAGAAACUUACUCCAAUCAGACGAACAACGCUACCUGCUUCGCCUCGCAAUCCCUUACGUAGGAUACAUAUUCCGAGCGGGACCAUGGCGGGAUGCGAUCAUCAAGCUCGGCGUUGAUCCGCGCAAAUCUCCAGAGUAUCGGGACUACCAGACGUUCAUGUUUCGCAUCAUGCCUGGUGAAUCUGAUAUCGGCCGAGAUAAUGGGGGUAACGUCCGUCGCGAUAGAUACGCCCGUUUGGAUCCGGAAACUCGGAUCGAGAUUCCAGAGUCCAGAGAUAGCUAUCUCUUUACGGGACGCUUGCCCCUCCAUAAAGAUGGAAGAAUUUGGAUGGCCUGCGAUAUCACCGAUCCAAUUCUCAAAGGCCUCCUUUACCCACCGGAAGAAAGCCAUACCGAGCCCCACGUACGAGAGACCUGUGAGAUUGUCUCGGAUGGGUGGUUUGGAAGCGGUACUAUGGGCAAAUUGAAGAUUAUCAUGCGUUCCAAGAUUGCAUGUCUAAUGGAAGGCUACGAGCCAGACGACGCAGAUUACUUGAAGGUUGCUGCAUUUCCUAAUUUUGUUGACACGGAGGAGGAUGUAGUUGCCAACUUCCAGGUCGACCCACGUACCUCAACCCCCAAGGAGAUCUCUUUGGCAACGGAUAUUCGGGCUUCUAUCAAGAGUGCUCCACAUUGGAGGCGGGUCAAUGCGAAGGAUAGGGAGGGAGAGGAGAGGAAAUUGAAGGGCAGAGGAACACGUGCGACUAAAUUGGCGCAGAGGCAAGAGGUGGAGAUGGAUGAGCAUGAAGAGGCAGUCUCGAGAGAAACGGAGAGCGAAGGCGAAGAAGAAGAGAUGGAAAAGGCAGAGAUACUCGAGAAGCAGGUUGCAGCUGCAUUAGCGGCCAGGGAGGCUGCCGAGGAAGAGAGAGGAGAGGAGGAAGGAGAAAGUGAGAUGGAGGAUGUAGAGGACGAUGAUGAAGAAGAUGGAUACUGA
This is a messenger RNA of Penicillium verhagenii, 1842 nucleotides long. Its product is annotated as transcription factor TFIIIC subunit TFC1. The coding region runs from base 1 to 1842 and encodes 613 amino acids. The record is from RefSeq and is a predicted model, not a curated record. The transcript has 5 exons. Lineage: Eukaryota; Fungi; Ascomycota; Eurotiomycetes; Eurotiales; Aspergillaceae. Gene Ontology annotation, biological process: transcription initiation at RNA polymerase III promoter. Gene Ontology annotation, cellular component: transcription factor TFIIIC complex.